UGAGUCACAUACAUCGUCGUGGUGUGGGUGCUGCUCUGGUCGUGCUUAUUGUUCCGAUGGUGGCAGAUUAUUCCGGGUUGACGACGACGACGACGAGAACAAAACUCCGGGUGCAGACAAAAGCAGUUUUUAGUUGGUGGUUUCAUUCCUGGGCAGAACUUCGGGCCGAGAGCAUAUAGCGAGUCUAAUAUCCAGCCGGAAACUACUACCACCAGACCACCACCACUAACUACCACCUGCCUGCCUGACUGUCUGACUGCUGUCUACUUUGUAUUCUCGUUCAGUCUCUGACUAAUAAUAGAGUUAAAUUAAUCGGAAACUAUUUCUCCAGGGGGAGGAGGAAGGAGGGGGUGGCGUUUUUUGUACAUUUGCUAAAACCAAGCCUUGUACAAAAGUUAGUUUGAGUUGUGAGAGAGAGAAUCUGUAGAGAGAGACUCACUUUGUACAUAUUAUAUUGGGUUGGAGGCAACAGCGACCCGCCCCAGACUUCCAGACGACCGGAAGGAGCCGAAAUCUUUGAAAAAACUUAAAUUCAACGAUAAAAUAGACAUCUCUCAGCCUAUCUAUACUACCUGCAUCGCUUCUCGGCUGGUUGCACUAUAAUUGAAGCCGACUAUCUCAACCUGCACUGCAUAGUAGGACGGACUGCACUCUACUUAUUUAUACUGCUCAAUUAUUUGAAAUUGAAGACAUAGUGCAUAGGAAACAGUCAGGAUGGCUCGCGUAAAUUUGACGAAUGCCUCAUCUUCGGGGAGUGGGAACCGAUUCUCGAGCGUUUUUAAUAGCAAAUAUCCCAUGAAUUACAACCCGGAUUACAUGACAUUGUUCGAGUUUGAAAAGUAUGAAGGACACGAAAGCGUCCGAAUUUGGAUGUAUGACCAUUGGCAGUGGAGUGUCUACGCGUCUGGGAUUUAUGUAGGGUUGGUUUUCGGGGGACAGUGGCUGAUGCGAAAUCGUGAACCCUUCAAACUGCGAAGACUAUUGACAAUUUGGAACAUUUUCCUUGCCGUCUUCUCCGCCAUUGCAUUCCUACGAAGUAUUCCUGAACUGUUGGUAUCUAUCCUGGGCCCGAAUGGAAGUUUACAUAAGAGUGUCUGUUUUCUCGAGAAUCACAACCCGGCUACAAGUUUAUGGGGCCUUCUCUUUGCUUUGUCAAAAAUCGUCGAGUUUGGAGAUACCGUAUUCAUUGUAUUGCGGAAACAACCUCUGAUAUUCCUCCACUGGUACCAUCAUGUGACCGUUUGCAUGUUCUGCUGGUUCGCUCACGGAAGUCAUGACCCCACUAGUCGUUGGUUUGCUGACAUGAACUUGUUUGUUCAUUCGCUGAUGUAUACUUAUUAUGCUCUUCGAUCGUUGCAAAUCAAACUGCCUCAAACUCUAGCUCUGAGUAUUACUUGCCUUCAAAUUACUCAAAUGUUGGUCGGAAUUGUGAUCAGUUUUCACUCUUACUCUGUCAUUGUGAGCGGUGAAGAGUGCCACCGACCGCUAUCAAACAUCUACGCAAGUCUGGGCAUGUAUGCUACGUACUUUCUCCUAUUCGCCAACUUCUUCUACAAGGCGUACAUGACCAAGUCAAAGAAGAGAAAGACAGCAUAAAAGCCAGCUACACCUGCUACCAAAAACUGCGUUUUACUGAUCUACUACUCAAGUCAAAACUCCAGUGACCAUUACAUAAUAAUCUAUGCAUAAUACUUUCUACUACUGUACGUUACCUUUAUGAAUGUUUCUAAUAAACUUAUGGCUUACAGCAAUA
Folsomia candida is the source of this 1753-nucleotide messenger RNA. RefSeq names its product putative fatty acid elongation protein 3. The record is from RefSeq and is a predicted model, not a curated record. NCBI's taxonomy places the organism in Eukaryota, Metazoa, Arthropoda, Collembola, Entomobryomorpha, Isotomidae. Gene Ontology annotation, cellular component: endoplasmic reticulum membrane. Bases 715 to 1596 code for a protein of 293 amino acids. Gene Ontology annotation, biological process: very long-chain fatty acid biosynthetic process; fatty acid elongation, saturated fatty acid; sphingolipid biosynthetic process. The transcript is spliced from 12 exons. Gene Ontology annotation, molecular function: fatty acid elongase activity.